This is a messenger RNA of Komagataella phaffii GS115, 2022 nucleotides long. RefSeq lists its product as hypothetical. The transcript has a single exon. Lineage: Eukaryota; Fungi; Ascomycota; Pichiomycetes; Pichiales; Pichiaceae. The record is from RefSeq and is a predicted model, not a curated record. Bases 1 to 2022 code for a protein of 673 amino acids.
AUGAGUACGAAUGAUUUGCCUCAAACUGUUUUUGGUGUACUUGACAUCGACUCCUCAUUCACGGAGGAAUCGUUGAUUUCAAAGCUACGAAAGAUGGACCUGUCAGCGGUCACUCAACUGAAAGUGACUAAUAGCGAGCUGACCAAAUUCAAGUUACCGCAAGAUAUUGUUUUUCCAAAGUUAAUUUCGUUUCUAUUCAUAUCUGAGACUGCGGUGUUCUUUGAUUCGGAAGAGGUAGAUUCAGACACAGAGGCAGAAAUGGUUAAAGGAAAAAUGACUGAGAUUGACGUCGAUUUAGAUACAUCAUUCCCCUUGAUCGAACAUCUGACGAUCGCCGGAUUUCCCAUUUUGUCCAGGGUUGAGUUGUUUCAUGGAAAGAACUCGGAGAAACUAAGAACUGUGACUGUUAGCAAAGGCUUUGAAUCGUUCAAAGCCUUUUCACAGUUCUCAUGUCACAUCCUGGGUCACUCUCCCAAUUUGAAAAGUUUAAUGUACUUAUGGCUUUUAUUCGAUGAUGGCAAAAAUCAUACAUUGGAGGUAUCCCUCGACAAAUGCCCUCAGUUAGAGGAUAUGUUCUGCCAGAGCAUUGAUGCGUUUUCGUCGAUUCAUUUACGUUCCGAAAAGGAGCACCGAAUGCAGCGUCUAGCAUUCCAGGAGACUGCUGGAUUGACAACAAUUAGACUGGACCCAACGAUAGUCAUCGAAGAGGCAAUAACUGUUGUUGAUUAUAGAAAAGAGGCAAGGCUACACGCUGACAAAUGCAGUCUCUCUGCCUGCAAGCUGAUUAAUUUAUCCGGAAGGUGUUGGACAGAGCUUGGCAUGGAAAAUGUAAAGUUUGAGAACUUGAAGGCUUUCAGUAUCCUUCGAUCAAGUAGUGUGGUGAAUCAACACUUCAAGGGAUAUUUACUAGAAGGUGAAUAUACCAAGGAUGAAUCAUUAGAAGUGCAAGAUAGUAUUCUUCGCACUUUAAGUCACUCUGAAAACUUUCCCUGUCUAGAAGCAUUUAUCUGCGAGUAUGUUCAAGAUAUUGGUCCUUUUAUUGAUCAGUUGAAUCAGUUGCCAAAUAUUUUCUCGUUUGAAGUCAUAGACAAAACUUCGGUUCAGCCUAUUGAACUUGACAGACCAUGCAAACUACAAAAUUUACGAAUUGAUACUGGUCAAUAUUCUCACAUCAAGAUAUCAAAUCAAAAUUCGCUGGACGAUGUUAGUAUCUGCUCUCUCCCCAAAUGUUCUUCUAUUGAAAUAUCUGAUUGCUCAAAUUUGACCAGGGUCGAUGCUUACGAUUUCGAAGGGAAGUGCUCAUUUUCGUUUAAAAACUGUCCUGAAUUAACCGGAUUGAGGUUGGAGCAUGUUGAGUCCAUUGAGAGCCUCGAUAUUGACGAAAGCUGCAAGAAGCUAACAGAAUUAACCAUUGGGAACAAUAAGCCAUUCGAUAUAAAACUACCUGAGUCUCUUCUUGACAAUCUUCAUACGAUAUCGUUGGGAGAGAUUGAUGAGCUAUCGGCAAGUUUCUCUAAUGCAAAUGUGAUUUACAUUUCCUCAGAGUCAUCCCUGAAAAGCCUGGAACUACGAAAUACUGAAAAUCUGACUCAUCUAUAUGUUAAGGGAUUUCCAACCAAAUUUACAAUUGGAGAGACACCCAAAUUGAGGUACGUUAAUGCCUCAGACGGCUCCCAAGUAUACACUCAUUUCCAGAAAAUGCUAGCACAUUUAGACACAAAGAAUCCAUUGAAGAGCUAUUCCAUUAUUGAUAUUAUCACUGAUGAGUUCUCAAAACUUGGAGACUUUUUUGGUGGAAAAGUAUACCAAAACGAUGAAACAAAAUACUGUCAUUUUGAGGGAGACAGAAACUGUCCAAUUUGCUUGGAGGAAUUAGCCGAAGAAUGUAUUAUUCUUUCUUGUGGCCAUCCUUUACAUGAUGACUGCUUGAAGGAACUAUCGAAGGAUUCAAACGAUUGUCCUCUCUGCAAUACCAAGCUGCGAGAGGAGCUGUUUGAAUUAAGAGCAUUUGAGAGUUUUUAG